Molecule: messenger RNA, 2735 nt
Organism: Ziziphus jujuba (common jujube)
Lineage: Eukaryota; Viridiplantae; Streptophyta; Magnoliopsida; Rosales; Rhamnaceae
Product: F-box/LRR-repeat protein 3
Exons: 8
Coding region: 175-2190 (671 amino acids)
Biological process (GO): SCF-dependent proteasomal ubiquitin-dependent protein catabolic process
Cellular component (GO): SCF ubiquitin ligase complex
Molecular function (GO): protein binding
Source: RefSeq, a predicted model, not a curated record
CUACCCAGCCAAAUAAAAACCAAAGACCAACAUUUUUCUGUUAACGGUUACUUCCAAGCCUCAGAAAAUCAUUCUCUGUUCUCUUUUUCUUUGAUUUAUAAAUUGCACAAAAUAAAACGUUCAGUUUAUCCUCCAAAAUCCAGAAAUACUUUUCAAGAAAAAAAAUAUAUAUAUAUGAUUUGCUUUGAGCUCAAAAACAUGAAGAAGCAAAAGCAAAACGAAAUCUUCAACAACCACUUUGAUCUUCUUUCUGAGGAAAUCAUAUUCAUAAUCCUAGAUUUCCUUCAACAAAACCCACUUGACAAAAAGGCUUUCUCAUCGGUUUGCAAGUCUUUCUACGCCAUCGAAGCCAAUCAUCGCAAGAAUCUCAAGCCCCUACGCUCUGAACACAUCCCUGCGAUCCUUAAACGAUACCCACAUGUGACCCACCUCGAUCUCACUCUCUGCCCUCGAAUCACCGAUGGUUCUCUCACAAACAUCUCCAAUGCAUGCAAGUCCAGCCUCCGCUCCAUCGAUCUUUCGAGGUCCAAGUUCUUUUCGGGAACUGGGUUGUUGAGUUUGGCUCUCAAUUGCAAGAAUUUGGUGGAGAUCGACUUGUCGAACGCCACGGAAUUGAGAGACUCGGCGGCUGCGGCGGUGGCGGAGGCUAAGAAUUUGGAGAGGUUGUGGCUGGGGAGGUGUAAGCUGAUUACGGAUAUUGGAAUUGGGUGUAUAGCCGUUGGUUGUAGGAAACUGAGGUUGAUUAGCUUGAAAUGGUGUUUGGGAAUUGGUGACUUGGGGGUCGAAUUGAUUGCUGUUAAGUGUAAAGAAAUACGCUGUUUGGAUCUCUCUUACUUGCCGAUCACUGACAAGUGCUUACCAUCCAUCUUGAAAUUGCAAAAUCUUGAAGAUUUGGUUCUAGAAGGAUGCUUUGGUAUUGAUGAUGACAGCCUUGCCCCUCUCAAAUAUGGCUGCAAGUCGUUAAAGAAGCUUGACAUGUCAAGUUGUCAAAACAUUAGUUAUGUUGGGUUAUCUUCUCUAAGUGGCGCCGGUGAAACUCUGCAGGAACUCACCUUAGCAUACGUCUCUCCUGUGACACUUGCUUUUGCCAAUUGUUUGAAAAAGCUUCCGAUGUUGCAAACACUUAAAUUAGAUGGCUGCCUGGUUACCUCUGCUGGACUGAAAGCCAUCGGAAAUUGGUGUGUAUCAUUAAGGGAGUUGAGCUUAAGUAAGUGCUCAGGUGUAACAGAUGAAAGUCUCUCUCCUCUUGUGACAAAACACAGAGAUUUGAGGAAGCUGGACAUCACAUGCUGCCGCAAGAUCACAUAUGUUUCAAUAGCUGACAUUACAAAUUCAUGCACCGUUCUCACUUCUCUUAGGAUGGAAUCAUGUACCCUGGUUCCUAGAGAAGCAUUUGUCUUGAUUGGACAGCGGUGUCAUUCCCUGGAGGAGAUUGACCUAACCGAUAAUGAAGUCGAUGAUGAAGGUUUGAAGUCCAUCUCAAGAUGCUCCAAACUCUCCAGCUUAAAACUGGGAAUUUGCCUAAACAUAACUGACAAGGGAGUUGUCGAUAUUGGCAUGCGCUGCUCAAAACUUACAGAACUUGAUCUGUACAGGUGCACUGGUAUAACGGAUCUAGGCACUUCAGCAAUAGCCUAUGGAUGUCCUGGCCUGGAGAUGAUUAAUAUAUCCUAUUGUAAAGACAUUACUGACAGUUCAUUAAGGUCAUUGUCAAAAUGCUCAAGGUUAAACACACUUGAAAGUCGAGGAUGCCCACUUAUCACAUCUUUAGGUCUAGCAGCCAUCGCUGUAGGAUGCAAGCAACUAACCAAGCUAGACAUAAAGAAAUGUUCCAACAUCGAUGAUACUGGGAUGAUUCCACUUGCUCACUUUUCCCAGAACCUAAGACAGAUUAAUCUGUCAUAUACCUCAGUUACAGAUGUGGGGCUGUUAUCUCUUGCCAGCAUCAGCUGCCUACAAAGCUUGACUAUUUUGCAUUUGAAUGGCUUAACUCCUGGUGGACUAGCAGCUUCCUUAUUGGUAUGUGGAGGACUAACAAAAGUAAAGCUCCAGGCAUGCUUUAAAUCAUUGCUACCUCAAGCUCUUUUCGAACAUUUAGAAGCACGUGGCUGUGUGAUUCAGUGGAGAGAUAAAGUAUUGCAGGCUGAAUUAGACCCACAGUGUUGGAAAUUGCAGUUAGAAGACAUAUAAUGCAAUAGGGUUUCAGAUGAGUACCCUUCUUGCUGUUGUUUGAAAACUAGCAUAUCUGAGAAGAGUAAAAAACAAAGGGCGGCUUAGCUUGAUGUGUACUUGUUUAUUAUGAGGAAAUCCUUCAGAAGGAUCAUUGGAAGAUAUUAAUAAGUUCCUUAAGUCUUUACUUUACAUACUCGCUUCAACGAAUACUUUGGUUUUCAAUCACCGAACUCAUUGGGCUAAUGGGUUAUGCAAAAUUCCGGUCUGCCUUGAGGUGUAUAUGCUGGGGAGCAGAAGAAAGAGCUGGGAAAGAAGAACAAGUCCUCCCAGGUAAAGUGGGAGGGAAGACGAGAAACAUUUGAAGGGUUCAACUGACGUGGAUGUUUUGGCAUAUAGACUUAUUUUAGGGAAGAAAAGUAAUUAUGUAUUGUCUCUCAAGUAAGAAACCUUUUUUGACUGAAAAGAAAGCUAUUUGUAUGCAAGAGUUGGUAGCUCCAAACAGGCACACGUAAAUUAUGUAAAUUUUAAAAGCUAAAUGAAAUAGAGUUCCAAAGUUUCACGGC